UGCGCCGCCCUCAAUGAUCUCCACGUCAUACUAACAAGACCAUUAUGUAUAGGAGGGAGCUUUUGUUUCCUUGCACUCUGCACCUCUAUAAAAAGCUUCUUUUAAAAUCAAAUCUCGUUCAACAUCACAACUGCCCAAGAGGUGCAGCCUGCUCGGGGAACGCUCCUGAGCUGGGAGGGGACACGGUGUGGGGUUUUGUUUUGUUGUUGCUCGUCUCUGUCACUGACGUUGGAAGUUGGCAUCAAAACAAGGUCUCAAACUACUGACUAGAGAACAUCUCAUAAUAACGAGAGGCAAUAAAAUGAAUUCUGACUCGAGCUCUCUCUCUAGCAGAGCUUCGUCGCCAGACGUGGAUGAAAUUUAUCUGAGGGAUCAUCUGCAACACCAGGACUCCAGGAUGAACUCGGUCUCCUCCACACAGAAUGAUUUGCUCCAACAGCUCGCCCAUGAACACAGCAUCACUACCCUCAACAGAUCCGAGGACAAGUCGGGAGGCAAGUUCAAAGUGAAAAAGCAACUCUCGGAGCAAGACUUGCAGAACCUGCGGCUGAAGAUUAACGGGAGAGAGCGCAAAAGGAUGCAUGACUUGAAUCUGGCGAUGGACGGGCUCAGAGAGGUCAUGCCUUACGCCCAUGGGCCGUCAGUGCGGAAACUUUCCAAAAUCGCCACUUUGCUGCUGGCCAGAAACUACAUCCUGAUGCUGUCCAACUCACUGGAAGAAAUGAAAAGACUGGUCGGGGAGAUUUACGGCGGACAUCAUUCUGCUUUCCAUUGCGGGACAGUGGGACAUUCUGCUGGGCACCCAGGACACUCCACUUCUGCCCAUCAGGUCCACCCCAUCUUGGGCAGUGCCCUGACCUCAUCCUCUUCCUCCAUCUCGGCUUCCCUCCCGGGCAUCAGCGCGGUGAGACCUCCUCAUUCACUGUUGAAAACGUCGUCCGCGCCCCCGGUACCGUUAGGAAACACUUUUCAGCACUGGGCAGGAUUGCCAUGUCCCUGUACUAUCUGCCAGGUGCCACCGCCGCCUCACAUCUCAGCCCUGAGCACAGCCAACAUGCCAAGGCUCUCCACAGAUGGUAAAGACUUAAUGAAGUAA
Chiloscyllium plagiosum (whitespotted bambooshark) is the source of this 1096-nucleotide messenger RNA. It is a transcript of the gene olig3, whose product is annotated as oligodendrocyte transcription factor 3. Gene Ontology annotation, biological process: axon development; positive regulation of transcription by RNA polymerase II; sensory organ development. Gene Ontology annotation, cellular component: nucleus. Gene Ontology annotation, molecular function: E-box binding; DNA-binding transcription factor activity, RNA polymerase II-specific; protein dimerization activity. The record is from RefSeq and is a predicted model, not a curated record. NCBI's taxonomy places the organism in Eukaryota, Metazoa, Chordata, Chondrichthyes, Orectolobiformes, Hemiscylliidae.